This is a messenger RNA of Branchiostoma belcheri (Belcher's lancelet), 1573 nucleotides long. RefSeq lists its product as uncharacterized. NCBI's taxonomy places the organism in Eukaryota, Metazoa, Chordata, Leptocardii, Amphioxiformes, Branchiostomatidae. The transcript is spliced from 2 exons. The coding region runs from base 295 to 834 and encodes 179 amino acids. The record is from RefSeq and is a predicted model, not a curated record.
CUGUACGUGUCAGCUAGUGUAGGUAUAUAUGUGGGGAGGGGGGCAGUGACGAUCACGUUCAUAGCUGAACCUUGUACUGCACACCUGCGUGAUGUUCACGUGAUGGUGGUUUCCCGUUAGAAGGCCGGUCGAUAUUGCCACACCGACAGUACAGUCUGGCAGUGGAACGGUACUAUAGCUAUACAUGUAUAAAUUAAGUGCUGGUACUGUCGACUAGUUUUGACGGUUCACUGGUUACCUUCAAGUGUUGUUUGUAUCAGGUGGUAACGGAAAAGGUUAUCUGGAGGCAUCAUCAUGUAUUUCUGGCAACAGUGGAAGAUUCUGACACAGUUACAGAGGCUGCCACGUCAGAGGCUGGUGCAGCUGACGGAAGUCCUGCAGGGCAAGGCGAUGGGUGUGACAGAACCGGCCGCCGCCGCCGCCUCCACCACCGGGCAACACCUGCGCCGUCGCCCCGACGCCAGCCUGCAGGCCCAGACGGAGGGAUUAGGUCAAGAGGACACCAUGCUAGGGCUUAAACAGGCCUACCGGUACCCGGUGGCCAAUCAACAGCGGCGGGACUUCGACCCCAGCAUGCAGGUGCACGCGGACGGACUGGGCCACCAUGACACGAUGUUCGCGGCGCACGCCAGGGCCAUGUCCACCGUGUCUGAGCAGCAAGCCCCGAGCGUCAGGAAAACCAACGGCAACGGGAACGAGAAGGGUCGUGCCCAGGUCAUCGAGCAGCUGCUGUCGCCUGAUGCCCCGGAGGAUGUGUUGAAGCGCGCCACCGACAGACUCAGCCAGCAGGAGAAAAUGCACCUGAGGCAGCUUGUGAUGAAGGCCAUGGUCUGAUAAGUGACGGUCAGUCGUCAGGAAGGGGAUGAAAAGGAACAGAGAUCUAUCUUUGAAAAUGAAGACUUGUAGAUAGACUAAUAUCAAACUAUUUCUAAUUUAUCUCGAAUAGUGCCUGCUGUACAAUCCCAUCACAUUGUAUCACACUAUCACCUCUGAAACUACUAGUAUCACAGACUUUCAACCUAAUGCUACUACUUGUUCAGCUUUUGGCAUGUUCCAUAUGUACAUCUAGUCAAAAUUUAUAACCUGACAAACUUAAAUUACUGAGCAGCAAGGUCUGCUGUAAAAGUGUUUUGUUCUUUGCAAAAAAGGUUAAUUGUAAAUAGUGUGGCAGUGAUAUUGUAGAAUCUAUACCUACCACAUAUACUAGUAUUGGAUACCCUGGUUGAAUUGGAACCAACAUUGCAAGUAUAUAUGUUGGUUUUUGAAGAGUACACCUUUGUGUGAAACUUCAUAAGAAAUGCUUGCAACUUUAGAGCUAUGUUAUGCUGAUAUACAUUAACCUUGAAUUUCUCAAGAUGUCACAUUGCAACAUUUCAAGUUAUAUGGCCUCCCAGAGUUGUUUUCUAAAUCAAUGCUUUUGGAGGGCAAUAUACAUUUGUGUUACCAAGACAGGGUAUAAGCUGCAGAAACGUGUCAAAGUAAAUAGUUCUAAUCAUGCAGCAUCUUUGCUUUACCAAGUUAAUGUCUUCUAUAUAUGAAAUGUACAUAAUAAAUACAUGGAUAUGUUUUGUAA